Molecule: messenger RNA, 5993 nt
Organism: Cololabis saira (Pacific saury)
Lineage: Eukaryota; Metazoa; Chordata; Actinopteri; Beloniformes; Belonidae
Gene: bicdl1
Product: BICD family like cargo adaptor 1
Exons: 10
Coding region: 338-2257 (639 amino acids)
Biological process (GO): Golgi to secretory granule transport; vesicle transport along microtubule
Source: RefSeq, a predicted model, not a curated record
ACCGUGUUUGGCUGGCAAGUGCCUCCGGUUUACGAGGCUCACCAUUAUUAUGGGGGAUCCAGGACCCCGAGACGGGCCGGACUCUGGCCGACUGACAGCUGCGACGAGCCCAUCCAGGUGGUUUAUAUCGGGAUAAAGAGGACAGAAAGGGAAAAAAAGGGAAAAAAUAGUGUGUUUUAAGCAAGUAAAAGCCAGCGAGGGAGCUGUUAGAGGAGGUGUUUGCAGGGAUUCAAUCAGAGCCGGUGCUGUUUGCAUAGGUGAUGGGAGAAAACUAGGAACUAUACAGUUUUACCGUCAAAACUGGAGCCGGUUUUGGACUGAAAGGGGAAAAAAAUGGAUGAAUUGCCCAUCCCAGUCGGAGCAGGGUGGGCUCAUCCGGAGUAAAGUCACUCUGCGAUCAUCUGAGCGGCCGGUGAUGUCCGCCCUGUUCCUGGACCUGCAGACGCGCAACGCGGUUUCAGCACCGGCGGAGCUGGACAGCGACCGCAUGGAGCCGCGCUGCUGCGGCUGCGGCCCGGGGCCGCCGGGGCCGCCGGGGCCCCCGCAGCGCGGCUCCGGCUCCGGGGGCCUCGGCAUGGCCCUGGAGGAAGAGCUGGCCGCCAUGGCCGGGGAGCAGCGGGGACACGACGAGGGCCCGCCGGAGCUCGAGGCGGCGGCGGCGGCGGGGCACAACACCGACCUGCUGCUGCUCUUCCGACAGAAGGAGAAGGACUUGGUUUUAGCUGCUAAACUUGGAAAAGCGUUGCUCGAGAGGAACCAGGACUUGACCAAGCAAUAUGAGAAAAUGCACAAAGAUCUCAACGAGAAACUAGAGCACUUGGAGCAAGAGAAACACGAGUUACGACGACGUCUUGAAAGUCGAGAGGGCGAGUGGGAAGGACGUGUGGCGGAGCUGGAGACGGAUGUCCAGCAGCUGCAGGGUGAGCUGGAGCUCCAGCAGGUCCAGCUCAGAGAGGCUGACAGGGACAAGACCAAGGCCAUCAGCGAGCUGUCCGAACAGAACCAUAGACUCCUUGAGGAACUCAGCAGGGCUGCAGAGGUGGAGAGGCAGCUGUCCACUCAGGUCCAUUCACUACGGGACGACUUCAGGGAGAAGAGCAUGUCUACAAGCCAGCACAUGACACGACUCGAGACUCUACAGGCAGAGAUUAAGAUGCUGUCAGAGAGGAAGAUGGAGUUGGAGCGCCGGGUGCACGCUGUGCUCGAAGACAACGAGCUGAUGCAGAACACAGUGGACAACCUCCGAGAGAGGACGAUGGUGCUGGAGAAACAGUGCCACGAGAAGGACCUUCAGUUGCGACAGAGCCAGUUGGAGCUCCACGAGGUCCAGGUUUCCCACAGACAGCUGACUGCGAGGCUGGUGGAGCUGACGGACGAGCACAGUCUCCACACUCUCACCCCCCAUCCGUCCAGCCUGAUGUGUGAGAUCGAGCAGAGCAUGGAGCAAGAGGAGCAGGAGCAGGAGCGGGAGCAGCUGCGUCUUCAGCUGUGGGAGGCCUACUGUGAAGUCCGCUCGCUGUGCUCUCACCUUCGGGGAAAUGACAUCACGGAUUCAGCGCUGUCCACCGACUCUUCCAUGGACGAGUCCUCAGAGACAUCGUCAGUUAAGGAUGUGCCUACGGGGAGUCUCCACACCAGCCUGCUCGAGCUCCGGAGGCUGACUCAGAAUCUGCUGGACGGCAACGAGUCUACGGGUUCCCGGCGCAGCGAUGAGGAGGCUCUGGAGGAGCAGGUGAGGAAGCUUGGAGAAGAACUGCAUGAGGUCAGGGAGCUGUAUGAAGCUGAGCUGGACAAAAGACACGGCAAUGAGGAGGAGCUGCUGCAGCUGCACAACCAGAUGGCGCUGCUCUCGGUGGAGAUGUGCUCUCUCCGGGAGGAGAACGAACAAGCGCGGGCGAUGGCUGAAGUGCACGAACCCAGCGAGCAGCUCCAGAGCGCCAUCAGAGACAGAGAUGACGCCAUCGCAAAGAAAAAAGCCGUGGAAAUGGAACUGGCCAAAUGUAAGAUAGACAUCAUGUCUCUGAACAGCCAGCUGCUGGACGCCAUCCAGCAGAAGCUCAACCUGUCACAGCAGCUGGAGGCUUGGCAGGACGAUAUGCACAGAGUGAUUGACCAGCAGCUGAUGGACAAGCACCAGGACGAGUGGCGCUCGGCCCACACCAGCCUGUCAGGGUCGUCGAGGAGUCAGUCCUCCAGACGGGCUCACCGCAUCUCCGACCGGGACAGGAGGCUUUUCUCUUUCUUCAAAAAGAACUGAGCCCCGUGAGACUGGCCCUAAGCACAGCAGACACGUAGAGACAGGCAGGCGAGGUGAGGGGCAUCGAGGUACGGGGGGGGAACGACAACAACACAGCCAAAGACAGGCAAAAACACAUGCUGAGGUUAGGGGGGCGUGGGUCAUUUUGCACUUUAUCUGUCCCAUUAUUAUUCUCCUUACUGAUUAAUUAGUGGAUGCUUGCAACAAGUGGUUGAACAGAUGCAGAACUUCCUCAGAGGCUUCAGCUUCUGCCCCUCUCAUAGAGUGUUAAAGGACAUGACAGGGUCACAAACGUUUACCUCUGUAGAGGAGGGUUUCCUUGUAGUGCCUACAACCAUCUCUACGAACCCACUGCCAAAGCCGUAGUGGUGGAAGUUUGAUGUACAGUUACGAUAUGCAUCCCAGUUAUCAGUGUGGGCAGAGACGGACAGACACAUAAGGGACACUGCAGGAUACUGGACGAAGGUGAGAUCAGUAAAGGGGGGCUGGGAGAGAGAAUAUGACGGGGGAUAAAGAGGAGGAUGGUUAAGAAUGCUGUGAUCUCUCAGGUUUAUUCAGUUGUUCAGGGGAACAUGAUUGGCAAGACUUUAAUAUAUCAGGAACUUGUUGUACUUCUGUCCGACCAAUGUGAAUGAUGUAAUGAAAAUUACAAACGGGAAAAAUGCUAAUACUUCAGCAUCACACUUUCAUAAAAGAUCAUGGUCAAUGCAAUAGACACUUUAAAGGUUCACUUAUAUAAAUAAUGGAUCCAAUGUGAAAAAUUGUUUUUCUGGAGGAAAAACACCCCAUGAAAAUGAUCCCUUAAGAGCAAUUUAGCCUUCAUCACUAGUCGUCUUAUUGAUUACUGUGAACAUGACCUCGCAUGCCGAUACUGGCCGACCGUCUCAGCCCGACAUCCGGCUCUAAAUUAACGAGCUUGCUAGAACAUAUGAAUAUGUAACUGUGUGCCAACAUUCACUUAAUCUAUUUACACCUGGUUAAAUUCGCUUCUACCAAGCAGAAAGUAACAUCUGGCCGAGCUUUUAAAGGGUUUAUUUCACAAGCAGCUCCAAAACGGCAACAUGUGUAUUUCUGAUCAUUCUAUAACUCUCUUUUUAUAACUCUGAUGACAUCUGCUGUCAUAAUCUGGGUAACGAUACUCAUGUAAUACGGGUGCUCAGGUAGAGCGAGGAGAUUGCAAGAAACCAUGAACUCUAGGAUUCAGUAUUGUGCCGUAUGAGAGCGAAUGUUCGUCUCUGACAGCUGAAUAAACCUCAACUCGGUGGCUGACCUUAUUGAGGCUGCAAGUCCAGGUGUAAUUGUUGUUCUACAGUUUACAUUAUAGUCAUUUUUGAACAAAAACGACACCCUUCAACGUUGUCCCUGUGAUGUCAGUCAUCUUCCUAGUUGACCAAAUGUUCAAAAAGGUUUACAUGAGCUUGAGAAGGAGGCAGAACUAAGCAGAAUGCUCAUCAAUUCAAGAAUCACCAGUCGAAUUUCAUACCCUCAAAAUGGAUCAUAGUGUAUGAAAAACUCCACUAAACUUCUUCUGCAGUGAUCGACAUCUGUUAUGAUGCUUUGCAUUCACUCCGGAAAGGUCUACCUCCAUUCUCAUGCUUCAAUAUUUCAUGGGCACUUUGAUUUGUUAGCUAUCGGGCUUCCAUUUCCGGGGACAUAUUUGUGACUCCAUCGAUGAAAACUGUAUGUGUUGCUUCAAAUCUUUGAGCAUGAAUGAUUUUCGAUGUGGCACAGUGAUGUUUCAUGUCUGCCUGUGUUUGAACUCUUGUGUGAAGCAGCUGUGCAAACCUAUGCAGAUGUCUUCAUGUCAUUUCAGCUGGUUGUUGGGAAGGAUCAACCCAAAGAAUGAUUUUUUUAUAUAUAUCUAUAUAUAUAUAUAUAAAAAGACAAAUAGGUUUGGAUGAAAUUGAUAUAUUUGUAAGAAAAAUGCAUACUUUUUGAAUGAAGAUCUUUUUUGUAGAAAGGAAUAUACCGAUACUAUGUUAUUUUUAGGCUCUGUUUUCAUGUAUGUCCUGACAGCGAGCAGAAAAUCCACUGGUGGGUUGGACGUUAUCACCUGUACGUAGGGAUGAAUGCUUUUUUUGCGGUCUGGUCUGGUGUGGAUUACAGCCAGUGGGAGAUCCUCUUGAGCACUAUUGUUGUUCCAGUCAAAUUAUUCAACAAUUUAACAGAGUUUUCUGGAGAUCUUCCAGAAGCCUCACAAAUCCCAGUUAUUACCAUUUCAUCCCAAUAAUCACACCACACCUCGACUGAUGCUUCAGUGCACCACUAUAUUAUAAAAGGUCCAUGAGAAAUAUGCCAAAUAUCUCUGUAAAGUCAGCUUAAAUGGCAUAUUAAUUAAUGCAACCCAAAAACGAAUGUGUCAAAAAAGAACGGAAAACAAAUCAAAUACCAAACUCAAAACAAAAAAAUAAAUUCAAAAGAAUGUAUUAAGGGGCACGGUGGCGCAGCUGGUAGUGCAGCGGUCUCACAGCAAGAAGAUCCUGGGUUCGAUUCCCGCCGGGGGACGCUGUGGGUGCUGAAGUGCGUGUUAGUUCCCCCAUGACUUCAGUGCCCACACCAUGGGUGGGGUUGGCGAAAGGAUCUUUCUGUGUGGAGUUUGUAUGUUCUCCCCGUGUUCCCCUGGGUAGCUAGUGUGAGCUACCCUCACAAAAACAUGCACACAGUCCUGGGCUAUACAUGCCCCCUCUGGCCAACCGGGGCGCCAGAUGGGGUGGGGAGGAUCCGGACGGAAUAACGUGAUCCUUCCACGCGCUACGUUCGGCCGGAGAAGCCCCACCCUGUCUGGUGAAAAGAUGCGGCCUGCUCACUCCUCAGGUUAAGGAGGAGACCUGAGCUCAGUGCAGGGCCCUCCCGGGGUUGGUAGAGGAUGGCAAUGCCCAGGACUGUCAGUAGGUAGGAGCACGGGGUGGUAAAAAUGGGAAAAAAACCGGGAUAAAAAUAAAAAAAAAAAAAAAAAAAAAAAAAGAAUGUAUUAAAACACCAGCAGCCAAAACUGAGAAGGUCCAAUUCCUCUCCAGUGAUUUGUUUUCACAAACAGAAUCGGUUAACGCUUCAUUAAACAUUAAAAUGCACAUUUUAAAAACAUUCUCUGCAUGAGGAUUGCCACACUACGAAGCUACUUCCCUGACAAAGGAUGCAGCAGAAAGCAAAGUAAAAACGGUUCGUGCCCUUGGAAAAGCCACAUUGGUGCAUUCGUGUGCUGAGGACUUCUCUGUUGCUAAACUGACCGACCGGUGAGAAAACCUCACCUGUCUGAAUGAGAACCUGCCACUUCUGCCAGGACCAGACUGCAAAUAUGUCUCUUCAUAUCCAAUUUGUUUGGCAAUACUCUUCUCAUGUUUGGUUUUGUUAGCGUUAAGUCAGUGUUAUCUCUGUCUCUGGCUCUGACACUUUACACUUGAAGCUGAUCUGAAUCAUUUGUUUCCCCACUGAGAGCGUGCGUUGUGUCUUUCUGUGCUUGAACAUCCCGAUGCUGCCGCAGCAGGUCGUCUGUGCAUCGCAGUAGCAGUCACAGUCGUGCCAUUGUGUGUUUUCUGUUGCUUGUCCGCCUCGGUCGGACAUUGUUCGGGAAUUUGGUGGUUUUGGGUGGGCUCCUUGUGCUCCUUGUGAGUGCUUCCAUUCACCACUGACUAACAGCACUGUUUCAGUUGCGAGAGGCUUCAGAUGAUUCAAAAUAUUUACCAUGCAAUUUUCUUAGUUUUUUGUUUUUUUUGUACGAAUAAACACUUUACAAUCC